Drosophila eugracilis is the source of this 1884-nucleotide messenger RNA. Its product is annotated as protein embryonic gonad. Bases 388 to 1518 code for a protein of 376 amino acids. The transcript has 3 exons. Gene Ontology annotation, molecular function: zinc ion binding; DNA-binding transcription factor activity; sequence-specific DNA binding. Gene Ontology annotation, biological process: regulation of DNA-templated transcription. Lineage: Eukaryota; Metazoa; Arthropoda; Insecta; Diptera; Drosophilidae. The record is from RefSeq and is a predicted model, not a curated record.
CUCAGAACGACGGCAUCGAUUUAGUCUCGGAUGGACGCUACGCUGCCAAGCACCGUCAGUCAGGCUUUCGCUGCUCUCUCGCUCCCGCAAUCGCAAUCGCUAUAGAAAUCACAUCAUUAUAUCCGACCGAUCGGCAUUAUGUGCGCCACGUGAUUGCUGCAACUCUCGAAAGCCGUCGCUAUAUCAACAGAGAUAAUUCGGAUUUAAACAGUGUCAAGUGAAGAAUAUAUCUGAUAUGAUCAAUUGAUAUUUAAUGAUUUGUGCAGAAAUUCCCCAGUGUGUGUUAUCAAGUUAAAAAACAUAAUAAUUUGCAUAUAAGCAAAUACAAAUAGUGCUCAUUUUAAGUUAACAAUUUAUGCUCUUUUGGAAAUAUACAUUCUGGAAAAGAUGAACCAGCUGUGCAAAGUGUGCGGCGAGCCGGCGGCUGGUUUUCAUUUUGGGGCAUUUACAUGCGAAGGCUGCAAGUCCUUUUUCGGCCGCACCUACAACAACAUUGCGGCGAUAGCGGGCUGCAAGCACAACGGAGACUGCGUGAUCAACAAGAAGAACCGCACGGCCUGCAAGGCCUGCCGGCUGCGCAAGUGCCUCCUGGUGGGGAUGUCGAAGAGUGGUUCCCGCUACGGUCGCCGGUCCAAUUGGUUCAAGAUCCACUGUCUGCUGCAGGAGCAGCAGACGACGACGGGCAUCGGCGGAGGAGGCUCGGUGGGAAGUGGGUCAGGUGGCGGGGUGAGCAGUGCGAGUCUAGAGCAACUGGCGCGACUGCAGCAGGCGAGUAACCAGGCGCGGCAAACGUACCAGGAUAAGACCAAUCCUUGCAUUAAGUCAGCGACCGCAACAUCGCCCAGGAUCGAGGGAGCUGCAGUGGGCACGGGAGUUGGGGGUUCCGGCUCACCCUCAUUUCUUCAGGCGGCCAAGUUCCACCAUCAUCACCAUCACCAGCGGCAAUUGAAGCUCGAAUCUCGCCUUAGCAACACGCCCAGUGACUCCGGUGCAUCUUCUGCGGGGGAUCCCAACGAAGAUGGAACCACCAGCGUGCUCAGCGGUCAGAUCCCGACACCAUCAUCCACCAAUGCCACUAGCCUGCCUAAGUUGGAACUGGGGCAUCCCAAUUUUCCGGCCACCUCGGAACCGGAUGCGGAUAUGCAACGACAGCGCCACCAGGAGCUGCUCGAGAUCUUCCGCAGCCACUCGGAGCCGCUGUACAGCUCCUUCGCCCCAUUUAGCCACCUGCCACCUGUACUGCUCGCCGCCGGAGUUCCGCAGCUGCCCAUUUUCAAGGAUCAGUUCAAGGCUGAGCUCUUGUAUCCGACGGCCAGCAGUCCGGAGCUGGAAGAACCCAUCGAUCUGUCCUUCAGAUCGCGACCAGAUCCCGCCAGUCCUCUGGCCCACACCUCCAACAGUCCCAGUUUAAGUGAGCCUGCCGCGGGGAGUCAUUGCUUGGGGGAGUCUCCGACCUUCGUUCGAAAAUCCACGCCCCUUGAUCUCACCCUGGUGAGGUCACAGACAUUGACAGGCUGAGGUCAUCUCGUGAUUGCCAGAGAAUUCGUUCGAGUGCCAAAACAAUUUCGAGUACUUUAGGUUUAGGUAUGUAAAAAGUAUUUAAUCUUCAGAAAGUCGAUGGGUUUUACAAGGAAAUUUACAAAUUGAAUUUCUAUUAUUAUUAAAAAAAAGUCUUGUGAGAAAAAUAAUUACCCCAAAAAAAACCCAUCGACUUCCAUACAAAAUAUAUAGGUUAAGACGCAGAAAGGAAUUGAACAUUUUGGUGCCAGUGAAAUCAUGUACAAAUAUCCAUAUUAUUAUAAAUAACUUUAGCUCAAUGACAGUAAAUAAUUAAAAAAUAAAUUAAGUUAAUAAAUAUUGUAAUACUUAGCCCAAUUAGCAAAU